Parasteatoda tepidariorum (common house spider) is the source of this 2904-nucleotide messenger RNA. Its product is annotated as limulus clotting factor C. Lineage: Eukaryota; Metazoa; Arthropoda; Arachnida; Araneae; Theridiidae. Gene Ontology annotation, biological process: proteolysis. Gene Ontology annotation, molecular function: serine-type endopeptidase activity. The record is from RefSeq and is a predicted model, not a curated record.
AUUAUUUUCCUAUGUUUUAGCUUGCACUUGUGUGAAUGGAGGAACAUGUGAACGAGAUGGUAAAUGCACUUGUCCGGAUGAAUAUCAUGGCCGAAACUGUGAAGUUAAGAAAGGUUGCAACCCCCCUGGUCCAAUUAUGCACCCAGUACAAGUUUUGCUCAGUCCUCCCAACAUGCCGGUGACAGCCGUUUACAGUUGCCCUGAAGGUUACAUAUUGAAAGGAUCAGCCAUCAGCACCUGUCAAUCGAAUAAAAAGUGGUCCAGCAACCCACCAGUUUGUUCUCCAGCGUGUCCUCUGCUAAGUGCACCAGCCAAUGGGAAACUGACAUUUUCAAGUAAUGAGCUGACUGAAGGUGUCACAGCUGAAACAGUCUGCAACCCUCACCACCGUCUCAUUGGUGAGCAAGUUCUGACGUGUUUAAAUGGUGGACAUUGGAAUGAAGAGUUACCUGUAUGCGAGAAAUUGGCCUUCUGUCCGGAUCCUGGAGACGUGAGAAAUGCAGCUAGAAAAGUUCCUCCAGAAUCAGUCAAGAUAGGCGGGCACUUUUUGCAGGAUAGUAGAAUCAAUUAUAAAUGCAGAAUCGGAUAUGAGCAGAUGGGAUUCGCCACGAUUCUGUGUCUCUUUGACGGAACAUGGUCCGAUGAAUUGCCGUCUUGCAUAAAAGUUUCGUCUCUAAAAACAGACUGCCUCACAAAAGGAUCUGAAAUUGUUUCUGAGCCAGGGGUUCCGGUCAGAGUUGUCUGUCCACCUGAAUGUGCAGAUGAGGAUUUCAAUGUAUGGGGAACUUCGAUAUACCGACAACAUUCGUCGGUGUGCCAGGCAGCCAUUCAUUCAGCCAAAAUUACAAAUAGUGGAGGACCGGUUGAUGUCAUCAAUAAUGGAGAAUAUUCUCAUUUCACUGGAAGUUUUUCGAACAACAUUGAAUCCAACAGUUUUGCAGAUCGAGAUGAAAGUUUUCGAUUCGAUAGAUUGCAACCACAGCAUCGUGUUGGAAACAAUAAAGAAUGCGAUAAAGGAUUGGUGAAGUUGGAUCAAAAGUGUGCUUACAUAUCCAACAAUCUUCGAACUAGACAGGAAGCAGAAGCAGUUUGCACCAACAUGGGGUUGUCUCUCGAGUUACCCUCUUCAUCCCAAGACAGACUCAGACUGGUUACUGAACUCAACAUAAGAGACAUUGACUUCAUCUGGAUUGGAAAAAAUGAGACUUUGGCAGAUUCUGAUGCAGCAGAUAGUACUUAUGACCAUAACAAUAACAGUCCCUUCUGCCCGGGUGCUUCUGUUUCUCAUUUGACUUUAAAGAAAUCGAGGAAAGGUUGUGAGGAUCCCUCGAAUUUCAUUUGCAUUCAGAAAUCACAAGCUUCUUCUUUAGCUGUGUGUAAAGAUCCAGGAUCCUUAGAGAAUGGCGCUUCUAAACCUGUUGGACAAAUAGACGGCGUUUAUUAUGUGGGAUCCUCCAUUGAAUUCGCAUGUCAAUCUCUACAUUAUCUGAAAGGUGAGGAGAGUAUAUCUUGUACAACUAGUGGAAGUUGGUCACACACCAAACCAGUUUGCAUUAAGGUAAAUGCAUGUGAAGAUCCACCCAUUCCGAUUGGUGGAUUCGUAACAUAUUUGCCACCUUUGAAGUCUCCCGCCGCCCAAAGAGCAGCUGUAAACAACAGAGGAACUAUUCAAGGAAUGAGAGUUGGAAGAUUGCCGGUGGGACUAUCUGGUCAUUCUGGAGCUCCUCAAAAUGCCAUCGGCAUCACAACUACUCCAGAACCUGAAACUAUAUCCUUACCACCCGGACUUCACAGGAUUGGAGAAAGAGCAAUGUAUGAUUGUGAAUCUAGGUACUACAAGCUCAUUGGGUCCAGAACCAGAAGAUGCCAAGGAGCAGGUGAAUGGAGUGGAAGGCCACCAACUUGCAUACCAGUCUGCGGACGAUCGGAUUCUCCACGAUCCCCCUUUAUCGUUAAUGGAAAUGCAUCCGAUAUAGGGCAGUGGCCAUGGCAGGUUGGCAUAGCACGCCAUUUGCCUGAUUUAGGACAAUGGUUUCUUUUGUGCGGGGCUUCUCUACUUUCCGAACGAUGGGUGAUAACUGCAGCUCAUUGUGUCACCUAUGCAGGAACAACGCUUGUAAUAGAACCGAACAGAUUCCAACUUUAUUUUGGAAAAUACCAUAGACAGGAUACUAAAGAUGACGAAUACGUUCAAGUGAGAAAGAUCGAGGAAAUUCACAUUCAUCCAGAUUAUGAUCCUGGAUUAAUGGAUGCUGAUAUAGCAUUAAUACAAGUGGACUCACCCGUGCAGCUGAAUAGCAGAGUUCAACCUGUCUGUUUACCCACUGAACAAACCACUAGAGAAAACUUGGUUGAAGGAAAAAAAGGAGUGGUGACUGGAUGGGGCAUGAAUGAAAAUUCCACAUACUCUGAAACUUUGCAGCAAGCAGUUUUGCCUGUCGUUUCUCAAUCCGUGUGUGAGAAAGGGUACGAAGAUUCUGACUUGCCCUUGACGGUGACGGAGAACAUGUAUUGCGCAGGAUUUGCCAGAGGUCGAUCAGAUGCUUGCAGUGGUGACAGUGGCGGACCUAUGGUUUUCACAGAUGAUUCCUCACGAGAAAGAAAAUGGGUAUUGGAAGGGAUUGUCAGCUGGGGUAGUCCACAAGGAUGCGGAAAUCCCAACCAGUAUGGCGGUUUCACAACUGUUAGUCAAUUCUUGGAUUGGAUUCACCUUUUUUACUAACAAAAAGCACAAGAAAUGUGAUCACAUUAACCACGGAAUUCAUUAUAUUCUUACUGUUUGGUGAUAAAUGGAAUAUUCAAAUCAUAUGUAACCAUUUCUCCAUACCUUUCACCCACAAAAUGCAUAAUUGUACUAAUAUAUGUGUAAUUUGGAUGACAUCAAAUAAAAAAAAUUAUUUUUUA